Messenger RNA from Rotaria sp. Silwood1, 1419 nucleotides. The record is from the annotation of a GenBank genome assembly. NCBI's taxonomy places the organism in Eukaryota, Metazoa, Rotifera, Eurotatoria, Philodinida, Philodinidae.
AUGAAACCGCUUAAUGUCGAUAUUAGUAAAGUAGGUAUUCGCUUAGCCGAUUUUUCAAAUAGAGAAGAACUCGUCAAACAUUAUGCUUAUUCAUUUAAUGCAUCUAACCUUAAUGAAUGGACACAAGGAUUGCCACAAUUGAAUGUGACACAACUUUCAAGCACUUUUCCGAGUUGGCUAUACAUUCCAUUCUUCGGCUUCAGUGCCUAUCCUGCUGGCCUGUUUCGCAUGUCAGCUCGUUCUCUAUCUAUAUUUCUUCAAAUGUUUAUGAAUAAUGGAUCUGGUCUUCUCAAUCCUAGAUCUAUUGCUGAAAUGAGACUAAUAGUCGGUGGUGGUCUCAUCCCAUAUUAUGAUCCCAAUGGAAUAGCCAGUUCGUCAGUUAUACCACCGCCGAGCUUUGGACUUAGUUGGAUCUGGCAGACAUUGAGCGAUGGACGACGAUACAUUGGUCAUAGUGGUUCACUUCCUGGUGCAAGACAUUCGAUGUUAGUUAAUGAAAAGAACACUAUUGGUGUUAUUGUUCUUUCAAAUGGAGAUUCCAAUGUACCACUUCAAAAUCAACAAGAUUCAUAUAUAAUCGUCGAUGGUAUAAAUUGGUUCUACUAUUGGGAUAUAGAAACUCUUCGCUUUGGUCUUAAUUAUCAAGCACGAUCGGAUGAUUUGUUUAUUGUAACGUAUCCCAAAAGUGGAACAACAUGGAUGAAAACAAUUGUUUAUACUCUAUUGACAAAUGGACAACCUUUUGAUAUUGAUUGUAAGGAUUUUUUUGAAAGGUUUCCUUAUCUUGAAUUAGAUGAUGAAAAAGCCAUUAUCAAUAUGCGACGGCCGGGUGCUUUGAGAUCUCAUUUACCAAUGAAUCGUAUACCGUACAAUUCGCAAGCAAAAUAUAUUUGUGUGAUUCGAAAUCCAAACGAUGUUUGUGUGUCCUAUUAUACAUUUUACAAUACGUGGGGUGGUGUACAUCGUUUGAAUUUCGAUGAAUUCUUCGAACUUUUCAUCCAAGGUCGUCUACCAUUCAACGACUAUUUUGAAUGUCUUCGGCUAACUUGGGAACGACGUAAUGAUCCAAAUGUGCUUCUUGUAGCUACUUUUAUCAAUAUUCAUUUGACCGAAGAACUUCUUCAAAAAGUCAUUCUUUACUCAUCAUUCAAUUAUAUGAAAAAUAAAUAUGAUGAUGAACGUCGAAAAUUCGAAAUGAUAUACAUCGAAGAAAUCGAAGAUGAAAUUGCUCGCGCUCGAAUGUUGAAGCAGUUUGAUGGUGAUCCCAAUAUGGAAUUAGUACGCAAAGGACAAAUCAACGAUUGGAAAACAUUUAUGUCUCUAGAGCAAAGUGAACGAAUCAAGAAUAAAUUUAUCGAAACAUGUCAAAAAUGUGAUGGACUUGAAAGUUACUGGUCGAAAUGGAAUAUUUUUUGUUGA